Molecule: messenger RNA, 2290 nt
Organism: Amoebophrya sp. A120
Lineage: Eukaryota; Dinophyceae; Syndiniales; Amoebophryaceae
Source: the annotation of a GenBank genome assembly
GGGGAUUCUGCGUCUCACGUUAUGUACACACCGCUGCUGGAGCGCGUCGCCGCGGCCGGCUACGUCGUGGUCGCAGCCGACGCCGGUGGGCAUAGCCUCUCCGGAAAACUCGCGGAUAAAGAAUUUGUUCAGAAAAUUUCUUUAUCAAAUGCAAAAAUGUCUGGAUCUGGAAGAAUAUAUGGUUGUCAUGCUUGUCUGGCAUGAGUCUUAAAUCUGUCAUGCACGUUACCCAAGAGCUCCGCUUUUCUGUUGCGCAGAAGCGCAUUUUGUCAUGCAGAAUAGGCAACACCUAGGAGCUCAGAAACUUGUCAUGCUGCGCCAGCAUUUGUAGCCUCAUCAUGAGACGCCACCCAGCAUCACAAGUUUCCAGACCCAGACACUUUUACUUAUGAUAUCAGUGUCGGAGACGCGCGGGACGACAGGAAAUCGCCCCUCGACCGGACGAGCACGAAGGUGUGAUCCUCGCGAACUCCUUGCGCAGUUUGGCGUCGGGGGAGUUUGAACCUACCGCAGGAGAAGACCCGACCCGAUCCGGGCAUAAGUUGGGAGAGCUACUGCGGGCGAAAGUAGAGGGAGCCGAGGUGGCUGUUGCUGAUGCGCGAAGCGGACGCCGGGUUGACAUUCCGCAUGCCGUUAUUGGACACUCUCGCGGAGGCAUGGAGGCCAUGUUUGGGGAAGCUCCGGACCGCCGACUGACCAUGGCAAUAAACAAGGGAGCAUACGUGGCCACUCCUCAGUCUGUAUACUAUGCCAAUGAAGUGCCGGUCAAAUUGGACCACUCGUCGGUGGUUACAAUCACCGGGACGGAGGACGAAAUUCAAAACAAGGAUCGACAGGGGCGACUCAUGACUGAAGCACUGUUUCCAAGGCAGGGCCGGGCUUAUCAGACAAAGGACAAGCUGGAAUACAUGAAAGUAAACAAAUUGUAUGGCCGCCACAUCGAGAUUCAAGGCAUGCGCCACGACGUCUUGUGUCCAGUCCUCUGCGAGGCGUUGUGGAAACUCCCAGAGGAGGUGAAGCAUUCCUACAGAGUUUGGGGUUGGUCAUCUCUGGUCAGACCCUUUAAGUCCGUGAAAGAGGUGCAAGCGUAUUUUAUCGAGCAGCUUCGUAGCAGUCAAGGCUUCGCCUACGAGUGCAGUACGGAUACGGCGCAACUGGCAAAAAAAAGUCGCGACAUCACAAGUGAGCUCGUUCUAGCGGCGCUGGGGGAUGCGUUUAGUCGUCGUUCCCGUAGAGGUGGUGACACAUUGCAGAUCGACAAAGCCAUCGCGAGGUUUAGACCACAGGCUACGGACGAAGGGUUCAUCAGCACGGUUGUGAGGGAGAACGGAGGACCUAAGUUGCUUGGAUGAACAGGUUGUCCGACCCAGUAAUCAUGAACGACGCGUGGCAUCAAAUUCCGGAAUAGAUGCGGAGUGUUCAAGAAGCAGCUGCAGGAGGAGGACCAGGAUGCCACUACUGAGUUUCCCCGUUCAGCAUUUGACAGAUAAGCAUGCAGAAGUAUGAGGCGACUUGCAGGGUGAAAAAGAAGCCACGCCACUGCAAUAGCCCACACACAGUCUUCUACAAAGAAAAAAAAUCGUGCUAUAGACUAUUCGAACUUCGUAGUUAAGUAAGCCUACUCACCUCAAGUAUGUAUGAUGCGAGAUUUUGACUUUUGAUGAUGACAGGCAAGGUAGGAUUUCGCUUUCUGAUGUUAGCCAAUGACCCUCAAGAAGUUUUUUAAAAACUAUCUCGGGUCGCUGCGCCGCUAUAAAUUUUCUCACCAGUAAUCGGCCAGCGCUUCCGCCUGGUUCGCUAAAGCUGUGCGCUAUGUUCGUUCGUCCCGUAUAGCUAUGCUCGUUCGCCCUUAUAGUUACGUGUAAACUUUUCAGAAUUUUCUAUCGAAACAUAAGACGGACACGGUCCGCAAGUUUGAAAAAGUUAAGAACUUUACCAAGAUAUACUACCUAAAAACUAUAGCAAUUAUCCAACUGGGAGCUCAAACGCAAAAAAAAGAAACAAAAACCAAAAACCUAGAGAGUACUGCUAAAAACCUUACAACAGACUUUCUCUGUUCUGUCGUGCAUGUGCCUUCUACAUGAUCGAUAAACACUACUGUGCCGAACUGAGGAUUUAUUGAUGAACAAAUUCCAUACCAGGGGUUUUGAAUAUUCCCGUUUUGACUAUUGCGCUGUACUAUACCAGGGGUUUUGACUAUUCCUGUUUUGACUAUUGCGCUGUACUAUACCAGGAGUUUUGACUAUUCCCGUUGUGCUGUACGCACUUCAAUCUCUUAUAUUCAAAUCGA